Danio rerio (zebrafish) is the source of this 1209-nucleotide messenger RNA. It is a transcript of the gene tpi1a, whose product is annotated as triosephosphate isomerase 1a. Gene Ontology annotation, molecular function: triose-phosphate isomerase activity; methylglyoxal synthase activity. Gene Ontology annotation, cellular component: cytoplasm. Lineage: Eukaryota; Metazoa; Chordata; Actinopteri; Cypriniformes; Danionidae. Gene Ontology annotation, biological process: gluconeogenesis; glycolytic process. The record is from RefSeq and is marked provisional.
GUUAAGUCUCCUCACGGUCACGGGAGUGAUAUUAUCGCAUUCAGUAGUGUGUUUGGUCCGUUUGGUUUGUCCUGCAAAAAUGUCCUCAAGGAAAUUCUUCGUCGGAGGAAACUGGAAAAUGAACGGCGAUAAAGAGUCUCUGGGCGAGCUCAUAAUGACCUUGAACACGGCCAGUCUCAACGAUGAAACAGAUGUAGUUUGUGGAGCACCGUCCAUCUAUCUGGAUUACGCCAGGUCUAAACUGGACCAGAGGAUUGGUGUGGCUGCUCAAAACUGCUAUAAGGUGCCCAAAGGAGCCUUCACCGGGGAGAUCAGCCCAGCGAUGAUUAAAGACUGCGGCAUCGACUGGGUGAUUUUGGGCCAUUCUGAGAGGCGUCAUGUUUUUGGGGAGAGCGAUGAGCUGAUUGGUCAGAAGGUGGCCCAUUGCCUGGAGAGCGAUUUGGGCGUGAUCGCCUGCAUUGGGGAGAAACUGGAGGAGAGAGAGGCUGGAACCACCGAGGACGUGGUGUUUGAGCAGACCAAAGUCAUCGCAGACAAUGUGAAGGACUGGACUCGUGUGGUCUUGGCGUAUGAACCAGUAUGGGCUAUUGGCACUGGCAAAACUGCCUCUCCUGAACAGGCGCAGGAGGUGCACGAGAAGCUGAGAGGAUGGCUGAGAGCGAACGUGUCGGAUGCAGUUGCUGACUCUGUGCGCAUCAUCUACGGAGGCUCUGUUACUGGGGGAAACUGCAAAGAGCUGGCGGCCCAGGCUGACGUUGAUGGCUUCCUGGUUGGAGGGGCUUCCCUUAAACCAGAGUUUGUCGACAUCAUCAAUGCCCGCUCGUAGAGAUGCUCAACCAGACGCUCUGAAACCACUGCACUGCCCAACCAGUAUAAACCAGCUUCAUGUUGUCAUUCCAGCAGGUCUGAAUGUUUGUUUGUGCUCUUGUUACUGUUUGCUUGUUAAAUGCUCAAGCUGGAUUAUCGGACUGGAAAAUUAACUCCCUACUUCGAAUGUGUUACAAGAGAGCUUGGGCAUGCUUGUUAUUUCCUCGCUGCUGCACCGCUGUGUGGGGUCUAUGCACUUACAGAGCACACUUACUUGAAAUCUAACACGCUUUACACUGAUUACCUUACAAAGUGAACGCUUAACUGAAUUUGUAGUGACUUUCAAAAAGCACUUUAUCCUCUGUAGAGAUGACUACCUCAGUAGAUGAUUAAAAACCUCUU